Anthonomus grandis grandis is the source of this 1023-nucleotide messenger RNA. RefSeq lists its product as uncharacterized. The record is from RefSeq and is a predicted model, not a curated record. Lineage: Eukaryota; Metazoa; Arthropoda; Insecta; Coleoptera; Curculionidae. The transcript is spliced from 3 exons. Bases 1 to 1023 code for a protein of 340 amino acids.
AUGCUAGACUUUGGAUGUUUGACAAAUAGACAAGGUGUAAUAAAUGUCAUUCAAGACUUCUACAAGGACUUGUAUACAUCAACCCUGCCUACACCAAACAUCGCCUGGCAAGAAAUUCGGAACGUUGGAUCCGAAGAUAUACCAGAAGUAAAAAGAAGCGAACUAAGAAAGGCCCUGAAACAAAUGGAUUGUCUCCUUUUAAACAAAUGUAUUAGCGAAGAGAAAAUACCGGAAUCUUGGCAAAAUGCCGAGGUUGUUUUAAUCUUCAAAAUAGGGGACAACACCAAUAUUGCAAACUAUCGACCGAUCAGUCUUCUUUCACACUUGUACAAGCUUCUCACAAAAGUUUUGACCAACCGGCUGACAAAUAAACUUGACUUCUAUCAACCAGUCGAGCAAGCAGGAUUCAGGAAGAAAUUUAGUACAAAUGACCGUCUACAAACCGUCCGUACUCUAAUAGAGAAAUGCUCCGAGUAUAACAUAUUACGAGAUUACGAGAAGGCGUUCGAUUCUGUUGAGACCUGGGCUGUCCUGAACGCAAUGGACGAGCUCUUCAUGAUAGCACUGGAAAGCUCGUUUAAAAAGCUGCCAUGGGGAAAUAAAGGUAUCAACGUAGAUGGAACUCGACUAAGUCACCUUCGAUUUGCUGAUGAUAUUGAUGUCAUUAGUGAUGACAUCAGCGAGCUAAAAGAUAUGUUGGAAGAACUGCAAGAAACAUCAAAACAAAUCGGACCCAAGAUGAAUCUAAACAAAACCAAAAUAAUGACCAACGAACAAACAGUAAUAACUAUAGAAGGCCACGCUCUCGAAAACGUCGAGGAAUACAUAUACCUGGGCCACGCAGUCAGACUGGGAAAACAAAACCAAACAGCCGAAAUAUCCCGGAGAACAAGACUUAGCUGGGCAGCAUUCGGAAGACUAGGAUACAUUUUAAAAUCCCAAAGCAUCCCAAUUAAUCUUAAGCGGAAAGUCUACGAGGCUGGCAUAUUACCCGUUACAGUAUAUAUGGACUCGAGACGAUGA